GUGGACCGGAAGUUCCGCGCUCUCUUCCGGUUCUCCACCAUGGCGCAGGAUCAAGGUGAGAAGGAGAACCCCAUGCGGGAACUUCGAAUUCGCAAACUCUGCCUAAACAUUUGCGUCGGGGAGAGUGGAGACAGAUUGACGCGGGCAGCCAAGGUACUGGAGCAGCUCACGGGCCAAACUCCUGUGUUUUCUAAAGCUAGAUACACCGUCAGGUCUUUUGGCAUCAGGAGAAAUGAGAAGAUCGCUGUUCACUGCACAGUCCGAGGGGCGAAGGCAGAAGAAAUCCUGGAGAAAGGCCUAAAGGUGCGAGAGUAUGAAUUAAGGAAAAAUAACUUCUCCGAUACUGGAAACUUUGGUUUUGGAAUCCAGGAACAUAUCGAUCUGGGCAUCAAAUAUGACCCAAGCAUUGGUAUCUACGGCCUGGACUUCUAUGUGGUGCUGGGUAGGCCAGGUUUCAGCAUCGCAGACAAGAAGCGCAGGACAGGCUGCAUUGGGGCCAAACACAGAAUCAGCAAAGAGGAGGCCAUGCGCUGGUUCCAGCAGAAGUAUGAUGGAAUCAUCCUUCCUGGCAAAUAAAUUCCCGUUUCUGGUCAGAAGGCCAAUAAAAUGUUUUCAGUGAAAUGUGCA
Molecule: messenger RNA, 627 nt
Organism: Octodon degus (degu)
Lineage: Eukaryota; Metazoa; Chordata; Mammalia; Rodentia; Octodontidae
Gene: Rpl11
Product: ribosomal protein L11
Exons: 6
Coding region: 40-576 (178 amino acids)
Biological process (GO): translation
Cellular component (GO): ribosome; cytosolic large ribosomal subunit
Molecular function (GO): RNA binding; structural constituent of ribosome
Source: RefSeq, a predicted model, not a curated record